Molecule: messenger RNA, 2511 nt
Organism: Trichoderma aggressivum f. europaeum
Lineage: Eukaryota; Fungi; Ascomycota; Sordariomycetes; Hypocreales; Hypocreaceae
Product: transcriptional regulator family: C2H2 zinc finger
Exons: 6
Coding region: 1-2511 (836 amino acids)
Biological process (GO): regulation of transcription by RNA polymerase II
Cellular component (GO): nucleoplasm
Molecular function (GO): RNA polymerase II cis-regulatory region sequence-specific DNA binding; DNA-binding transcription repressor activity, RNA polymerase II-specific
Source: RefSeq, a predicted model, not a curated record
AUGAAUCGAGUACCUGGGGAUUCUCAAUUCCACAGCUCCAACUCUCAGGAUAGCCCGCGGUUCUCAGAGCCAUACAACCUCUACCAAUUCUAUAACACAGAUGGCCCCUGGGUUCCCCAAAACAUCAUCCAGCCGGCGGACACGCUAAAUUCCUCAUCUCGUCCGUCUGCUUAUAAUAGCGGAGCGCGCAGCUUUCAUGACUACAGGAGCACUGGCUUGCCCUCUGAGUGCGGCACUGCUCCAGACGACUCUGGUUAUGGAGGUUCUCGCUCGACAUAUAGCUUCGCUGAGAGCGUCGCGGGGAAUGACCGGUGUACGGAAAACGUCUACCUAGAGACUGCGGCGGAGCAGAUGAUUGGCGACUUGAACAUCAACCCCGUCGUACCGAUGUACACGCCACCUCAAAUGCAGCACCAUCAAGCUUCCCCUGUAGAAUUCCGAUGUGAACACUGUGGUGCCGCUUGCAAGACGAAAUCAGAGCUCAAGAAGCACAGCGCCAGGCAUAUCAAGCCGUACAAAUGCACCUACGAAUCUUGUUCCAAGGCUAAACAGGGAUUCAGCACGCCCAACGACCUAGCCAGACACAAGAAAACAGUCCAUCGCGAGCACAAUGACAACGACCCUAUAUACAUCUGCCGCCAUGGCAGCUGUUCUCGAAAGAAGGAAAAGCUGUGGCCAAGAGCCGACAAUUUCCGGAGUCAUCUGGCCCGUUCUCAUAACAUAACUCUCAAAGCAGACAGUGAUCUUGGAGAAUACCGCCACAAACCGGAUACCACAAAGGCACCUAGAAUCCAGGACAAGGCACGAUCAACUGCUCAUGUAAACCCCGGACAUCGACCGAUGCAGCUGCAAGAUGCUCCUCUUUUAUAUACGUGCCCUCACCAGUCGUGCCCCCAAGCAAAAGGGAAGACAUGGCCAAGAGCCGAUGACAUUCGGGCUCAUUUAUCUCAUGACCAUAACUUACAGCUUGACGAUGACCUCAAGGGUUACCACUUCCAAUCGGAAGCAACAGAGGCGCACGCGCUUCGAGGCGUUGGAUCCUCCAUCGCUGAUGUUGACCCGGAGCCCCGACCGCCGCAACUGCAGGAUUCUCCUGACUUGCGGGGCGACCAAGUUUCAACAACUGCCUCGGGUCAGGUACAAAACGAAUCCUCAAAGCAAAGUGACUUGCCACUAACCCAGACGUGUCUGACAAGCGGGGAUAGACCGCCGCUGAUGCGGCCAGGUAUUCUAGAUGCCCUGACGAUGUCCUCAGUCCCUGGCUCUGAAACUCUUGCCAGCCAUCCGAUCGUUGAUUUGACAUGUGCUGAUGAAGGCUCUCCUGGAGAGUCCGAAGCUAUGCUGCCUCGCGAUGAAGUAAUACCAGAAACAUUUGAUCAUGAAGGAGAUGAUAUCAUUGGGGACGAAGAAAUACUCGAUCGCCAAGAACCAUUGAUGCUCGAAAUUGCUUCACCCGCCGCAUCAGUUCAGCUCAAGGUUGACAGUCCUCAAGAUGAUAUCCCCGAUUCCCCGAUGGCAACAAAGAUGCCUGAUCAGGUCCUUGAAGCAUCCGCAGCGGCGCCAGCCGACGCACCCACUUUGGAAUCAUGUAAGGAGCUGCUCCCUCUUUUCAAAAACGCUCCGACGAGGGACAUUCUCUCGUUUCUCAGAAACAUCCCCAAGAAUCUACUAGAGCAGGCCCUAAAGCCUGAGGAUCAACCAGCAAGCGGGAAUGAGGAUUCGAGUGACCCGGGUGAGCACCAGAAGGCAGAAAUACUCUGUAAGGCGUGUGGGAAAGCAUUUUCUCGAAAUUGCGAACUUAGAAAACAUAUGAAACGGCAUGAGAAGCCCUAUGGGUGUACCUACAAAACGUGUGGCAAGAAGUUUGGCAGCAAGAAUGACUGGAAAAGACAUGAGAGCAGUCAGCAUUUCCAGCUCGAAUCCUGGAACUGCAAUGUUCCGGGCUGUGACAUAGUGGUGCCUCGUCGAGAGCUAUUCAAAUCGCAUCUCAUGGAUCAUCACAAUGUACAAGACAGCCAAGAGAUUGAGAAACGGCAGGAGGACUGCAGACUAGGUCGACACUGCGAUCCACGCUUCUGGUGCGGUUUCUGUGAUAAAUUCGUUGAGAUCAAAGGAGAGGUUGUCAACUCCUGGACCAAGAGGUGCGACCACAUUGAUAGCCACUUGUUUGGUAAAGACGGGCUGGAGAGGAAAACCAUGCGCCAGUGGCGCUACCUUGAAGAUAAGCUGGCAGAGUGGGAACCCAAAGGCAAACCGGCAGAGGGCUCAUCCAGUGCCGGCAAGAAGCGGAAGGCUACAGAGGAUGUGAGCUCGCGUCCAUCCAAGAGAACCAACAUUAGUUGGAACUGGAACUGUUGUCGCUGUGGCCAUCUGGAAACCUAUCACACGAGUAGUUCUUGCCAGGAGGGCGAGUGCCAACACCAGCGCUGCAGUAACUGUAAGAUAGAGGCAACUGAAGUGCGAGAUGACGACGAUACCGAGAUGGUGAAUAUGAACCAAGGGGCAGUGUAA